Molecule: messenger RNA, 627 nt
Organism: Staurois parvus
Lineage: Eukaryota; Metazoa; Chordata; Amphibia; Anura; Ranidae
Source: the annotation of a GenBank genome assembly
AUGGCUGCAAUUACUCCUGUACCACGUGACAGUAAUCUGUACUGUUAUAAAGGAUUCUGUUUCUUAAAGAAAAUGAUGACACCAGAGUUUAUAGACUCCCUACAGGAUUUUAAAAUAAGAGAUGAUGAUGUUUUCUUGAUUACAUAUCCAAAAUCAGGAACCAUCUGGUCUCAGCAAAUAUUAAGCUUAAUAUGCAGUGAAGAGCACCGAAAUGGUACUAAAAAAAUUGAAACUUCUGAAAGAGUUCAAUGGCUUGAAUCCCGAGCACUAAAUCCGGACGUAGAUUACAACAGUCGUCCUUCACCUCGCCUGUUUGUAUCCCAUUUGUCAGAAACAUUUGUUCCCCGAGGAAUGAAAAAUACAAAGGCAAAAGUUAUCUAUGUGAUGAGGAAUCCAAAGGAUGUUAUGAAUUCAUUUUAUCAUUUUGAAGACAUCUCUGUUGUAACAGAGAAGUCACCAGAUUUCCAUCACUUUUAUGAGAAAUUUUUGGAUGGAGAAGUUUUUGCAGGCAAAUGGUUUGAUCAUAUACGAGGAUGGUACAAUCAUAAGGAUGCAUACAAUAUCCUUUUCUUAAAAUAUGAAGACAUGAUAAAGGUAAAGGCUCUGAGUUUUAAUACUAACAUAUGA